AAACAAAAAAAAAAACAGGACCGGUUUGCCUCUUGGUACCACUCUGGGUAUUUUGGACCCUGGGGAUGCUUGGAAACCAUGUGCGCCUCGCCCACCUAAUGCGUGGGGCCUUUCCUGUCUGGUUCCAGGGACAAAACAGUCAUGGACAAAGGGGUCGCUGUAGGGGAUCUCAACACGCCACGUAAGUGAUUCUGCCGUAAGGAGGAAUGCAAAUAUUCAACGCUGUGGGAUCUUGAUGCACGAUUGCACCUCAUCACCUGCUGAUGUGAGCAUCCGAACAGUGCUGUCUGCCCGCAAGACUGCCAGCAAGUACUACCGAACAGUUUAUUAAAAUUGCCUUCGUCAAAAACCCUACUCAUUUUAAAACUAAAUGUUUUCAACCUGUCAUUUUAAAACACUUUAUUUGCAGUCAUUUUUGCGGUACGGAGCCCUGGGGCAUCGCUUAUCAGUGAUGGGGUGGGGGCGUGGGGGUAAAAUCCCCAGCCUUCAGUCUGUGUGAAAAUAUUACAAAGUUCAACUGAAGAUAACAGGCGGUAGCACCAAGUGCAUAACCUCCAAACCUUCUCACUGUUGCUGCUGCUCAGCACAUUCUCCCACGAGAUGAAAACAGGAGCUGGAUGGUGAAUUGAGUUAAAGAUUAAGGUUCAGAGUGCUGAGACUGAAACCACGUGGGAGGAAGUGCAUGUUGACACAAAGACCGGUGAACAUGUGCUUGUGAGUUUUUCUGCUGCCGAGUGUUUUUAUGUGAGUGACCAUGCCGGAGCCGCAGAGCAAGUUUUCGGUGCGACGCUGCCUCACCUUUGCCACAGGCCUGCUGGAGUGUCUCUGUUUCGCUGGAGCUGUGUUUGGAUGGGCUGCCCUUGUUUUUGUCCUCAAAGAGGACCGUUACUUCAGCUCUCUGUGUGUUAACGGCACAGGCGUCAACGGCACGCGAACUCUCGACUGCAGUGCACAGGAUGAACAGUUCUCGCUCAUUUUCACCAUCGCCUCUUUUAUGAAUAACUUUCUGACGCUCCCCAAUGGUUUCCUGUUUGAUCGAUUUGGUACCACAGUGACUCGACUCUAUGGAAUAUUCCUUUACACCAUGGGCACCUUGAUGGUGGCUUUCUCCUCCUCAGCUCUGGCCUACCUGCUCUUUCCGGCUCUUUCUUUUCUGGCUGUUGGAGGCAUCUUACUUCUCAUGACAAACAUGCAGGUUGGAAACCUGUUUGGCUCCCGCCGUUCCACCAUUAUCACUCUCUACAACGGGGCAUUUGAUUCUUCCUCAGCGCUCUUCCUCAUCGUCAAGCUGUUGCAUGAGUCUGGUGUCUCUCUUCGUGCCGCCUUCCUCUUUCUGUCAGGCUGCAGCGUCAUCCACAUCCUCAGGACGUUCUUCCUGCUCCCCAGAAACCUUAUUCCUUACCCGCUGCCGGAUCGCUACACAUAUGGAGCCUCUUGUGGUAAAUCGGUGACUGCGAGCGCAGAGGUGGCAGCAAAUGGUGAGGCGCUUCCAGCAGCUGAAGAAACGCCUCUCACAAACAAUGCUCCUGGCAAACAAGGUCCAGUAUUUAACAAAAAACACAAAGACUAUUAUUUACAUAUCUCUUUUAUCUGGCGUAGAUUUAUUUCUUUUUGUUGUUUUACUGCAUUUAAUAACUUUGUGUCUCUUUUUGCCCUUUCAGAGAAGACUUUCCGAGAGUGUUUGCUGUCCAGGUUCUUUUUGUGGCACCUGCUCUGGCUGUCGGUGAUGCAGCUCAGGCACUACCUGUUCAUCGGCACGCUCAACCCCAUGCUGCAGCGGCUGACUGGAGGACAGCCCUCACUGGUGAGCCAGUACACCAACGCCUUUGCCAUCACCCAGCUGUGUGGAGUGCUGUGUGCUCCCUGGAACGGCCUCAUCAUGGACCGACAUAAAGGCAAACCGCGAGCUGCAGGAGAGACUGAGCAGGAAGCUGAUCUGCGGGCGUCCGUGCUUUCUUUAUUCCUGACGGCGCUGCAGUGCGUCUUGUUCUCUCUGUGUGCCUCCACCCCUUACCUCCCGCUUCAGUACCUCACCUUCAUCCUGCAGGUGCUGAACCGCUCCUUCCUCUACGGCGGCAACGCAGCCUUCAUCAGCGUGGCGUUUCCAUCUUGCCACUUUGGGAAGCUGUACGGUCUGGUCAUGGCUCUGUCUGCAGUGUUUUCUCUGCUGCAGUAUCCCUGCUUUGCUCUGGUGAAAGGACCUCUGGGUGGAGAUCCUUUAUACGUGAACGUCGGCCUGACGCUGCUCAGCGUGUUUGCCUUCAUACAUCCCGUCUUCGUCUACAUGCAUUGUCGAAAUCUCGCCUCUGAGAGAGCAAAGAGCAAAGCCUCAUCUUAAAGAGUGCAAAACGAGGAUGGUGAUUUCUCUUUAAAGCUUUCCACCAUGGUGGUCGAGUAUCAUUUCUUGACUAGAAACUAAAAGAACCUUAUUUUCAGUAAAUUUUGUGAUCAUUUUACAGUUUCAUCUUAAACCAGAGUUCUUUAUAUAGAUAGUCCUAAGUGUCCCACAGAGGCAGAAAAUUACAAAUCCUUACAGCCACACUGUCAAGUUGUGCCAAUCUCAAAUCUCAGGAGCAACCAGCUAAUUCCAGACCAAAGUCUACCGUCUCGUGCAGCUCUAAAAGAUCUGUGUAUAAUACAGGGCUUGUAUUUUAUCCACAGACUCAACCUGUUAGAGUCUUUACACAAAUAUUAUCAUGUUUCACUACUUAGUGUAGCAGCAUUUAGAUAUAUGAUGUCACAGUUGAGGGAUGGAAAGCAUAACUAAUUAUAAAUAAUUAAAGCAUUGCAUGUAGAUAAAUAACUUGCUUGUCCUCUUCUAGGGUAAAAGCAAUCUUUUCACAGAUGGCAUUUGACUUAAAACCUGCCAUCCAUGAAUGCAGCCUCAUAAUCUGGUAGCGUUAUGUUCUUCUACACUCUGGGAUAAUGACAUUGAAAAUUAUGCUUAUGCAGUCAGAAUAUCAGAUGCCCAUUACUAUGGUAAAUAAAUACAACUAAGGAAAACGUAGAGUUUUGCUCCAGCAGGUCUUUUGUCAAAAAUUCAACGUCAACCUCCAUAAAUCAGGAAUAAUGUGGAAUGACAAUCCUGCUGAUAGCAUCUUGUUUUUGCAUUUCAAACAAAUUCAUAUACAAAGCAAAGAUGCAUGUAUACAAGUAGAGACUCCCUGUCAGAUCAAGAAAAAGGGAUUUUAGAUUAAGAAGGAGAAGGAAGAUCUACUAAAAGAGUGAACGUUUGUUUCUAUCCCUUACUUUUUGCAAGUUUCGCUUCAUUCCAACAACCUUUUUAUGUGUUUACCCAGUCAUCUGAUGCAUGAAGUAACUCUUUUUUUUCUUUUUUGCACAGAUAUUCUGCGUAGGUCAUUCAUUGUUUUUCUGCAUAGGUCAGUCAUACGUUUUACUUAAACAAAUUUGUUGUACGUUUGUUGUUUGAUGCCUAAUAUGUGCCAUUUAUUGCUGAAAGGGAAAAGGCACAGAGUUUAUUUUUAUUAUGAAACAGACUAAGGACCAUUGCAGUGACCGUAAUAACAACGUGUUCGGUAUAAAAGUUACUCAGCAAAGAUUUGAACGGCUACAUCAGAGAGGAAACAUCUCUGCCCUCUGCUGGCUGCACAGCAGAUUUAUUUCCUUCCGACCAGAUAAACAUUUCUUUUUACUACGUUGACGUCGUGUUUUUGUCCAUUAUGUGGAGUGUCAUUAUUUCAGUGUUUUUAUGUUAAACAUGGAGACAUAUAGACAUACUGUGUUAAAACGUGUAAAGGGUCAAAAAGGGACAUUUUAUAUUCCGAGGGAAAGUGCCAAACUAAAGCUGAUUAGUAUUUUUUAAUAAGAUAUUGAUAAAUAUUGAUAUGGAUAUAACAUUGCUGAACAAAAUGUAGCUUUUGAUUCAAUGUGUGAUGAAGGGAAUUAAUGUUCUUCACAUUCUGUUGCUUUUGUUAAACUGAGGUCAACUGCCACCUACAGGUUGUGAAAAAAGUGCAAUUGUGAGACAGUUAUUUUAUGUUUUUGGGCAUGUGCACCGACUGCAUGGCACCCUUUGAAUUUCGUUGUCCUUGUGACAAUGACAAUAAAGAUUUAUCUAUCUUAUUUUAUCUUAUCUUAUCUUAUCUUAUCUUAUCAAUUGUACGGACACGUUUUUACGUACAAAAAUCCAUCCUGAAUAAAAACUUGAUACAUUUCAGUUAUCAAAA
This is a messenger RNA of Xiphophorus hellerii (green swordtail), 4187 nucleotides long. RefSeq names its product solute carrier family 43 member 3-like. The coding region runs from base 755 to 2338 and encodes 527 amino acids. The transcript is spliced from 12 exons. Lineage: Eukaryota; Metazoa; Chordata; Actinopteri; Cyprinodontiformes; Poeciliidae. The record is from RefSeq and is a predicted model, not a curated record. Gene Ontology annotation, biological process: transmembrane transport. Gene Ontology annotation, molecular function: transmembrane transporter activity.